Asterias rubens (European starfish) is the source of this 2107-nucleotide messenger RNA. RefSeq names its product dickkopf-related protein 3-like. Gene Ontology annotation, biological process: multicellular organism development; negative regulation of canonical Wnt signaling pathway. The transcript has 4 exons. Gene Ontology annotation, cellular component: extracellular region. Lineage: Eukaryota; Metazoa; Echinodermata; Asteroidea; Forcipulatida; Asteriidae. Gene Ontology annotation, molecular function: receptor antagonist activity; co-receptor binding. Bases 260 to 925 code for a protein of 221 amino acids. The record is from RefSeq and is a predicted model, not a curated record.
UAAAUUCAAUCAGGCAGCCGUUUGUUUGUUUCACCAAUUGCUUUGAACAUUAAGAGCCCAGGGAAUUUAGAUUUUCCCUUGUUGAUGAGCUAGGUGACAAGACUGUGAAAACUAGACGGAAUACCAAUCCUUGGAUUACUUGUGAGGAGGACAUCAGUCUAGCAACAUCACUUGCUCUUCGAGUUAAUCACCAAAGUUGAAAAAUUUAUUGAACUCCAAAUUUUUCUGAUAAUCUUCUUCUGAUAAUAUUUUGUACAACAUGACAGUCACUUUGAGCUUCCUGUUUGCCUGCGGCUUGGUUGUGAUAACCGCUUUACCAGCCGUCGAAGGGUACUUUUUGGCGUGGACGUAUGGAAGGCACAGUGGAACAAGCAGCGAUGCCUCGAUAGAGGAUGACACUCGAAUCAACCACCCGAGAAACGUCUACAACAGAGCCACGAGAGACGACAAUGCCACAACGGAGGAUGAAUUGUUGGAAGUUUGCAAGAGUGACCGUACGUGCGGGCGGGGUUUGUACUGUGACUAUCAUUACGGAAACUGCGUCCAGCACAAACUUGAACUAGAGCCAUGCCGUCGUGACGGUCACUGUGACCGGGGACUGGAGUGUCGAUUCGGAACGUGUCAGAAGGUUCUCAAACUGGGAAUGGAAGGGGCGCGAUGCAAGAACGACAAGGACUGCGGCGAUAACAUGUGCUGCGCUAAGCAACACGGAGAAUCCGUUUGCAAGAGAAGAUUACCCCUUAACGCAAAGUGCUACGUUCCGGAGGGAGGAGUGGAGUAUACAAUAGACAGCAUUUGCCCGUGUGUAGAUGGGCUCGUCUGCAGGAGAACGCACCAAAGUAGAGAAGAGGAUUUCGUUUGGCAGUUCUGGACCGACUAUGACCACAUGCGAUGCACGCCACUCCAUGCGGAACCAUCCAAAUGAUGUCGUCACAUAAUUCUAUCCAAGACACCACAUCAACAAACAAACUAAACAAAGUAUUUGUAAAUCUUAGAUGUAUAUAAUGAGCUUAUAAAGUUUUGAGACAAAGAAUUAACUUCAAAAGUUAACUAUGAUAUGAACUCCUUUUUUGAAAUGUUUACUUUUAUUUUUGUUUAAAUACGAAUUGCUCACUCAAAAACUGUAAAUGUUGUAUUUAUAAGGUGAGUGGCAAUGUAACUCUUAUAGGGCAGUCCUUUGGUAUUGACCUAGCCCACCUUGGGCUGUAAAAUGGCUCUCUUUUAACAUCAGUCUCAUCACAUGUAUUGACCCAACAAGUUUGUUCCACAAUGAUAAUUUCCCUGUUUUAAAUCAGCCUCGUUGACAAAUACCACAACAAUGACACUACCUUUCUUAUUCUACACUUUCUAAAUCCUUCAAACCUACACCUUAGUUUUGCUUGAUUUUGAAUGACAUAAUUGACGAUUCAGUAAGGUUUUUCUUAUCGACAUGCCUUCAGAUUUGAGUUAACGGGAAAAGUAUCUUAAUAGCAAUGUUACAAACAAAACACUGUCCAUUAAAAGCAAGUUAUUACCAAUAAAAUUAGUAAAAUAACUUGUUAAAGAUCAAUGGGGAGCUGUUGACAUUAUGAGAAGCUAACCCUAAUAUUAGAGAAAUUGUGUAUUUUUUAAGAAAGAUGUAAUUUUCACCCUCGACAUUUGAAUAUGAGAAACUAACACAAGCAUUAUAUUUGGCUCUAUGGAAAAAGUAGGAACAAAAGUUCAAGUACAGGGCUUUCUGUAAUAAUAUGAUAGACUUUUCAGGCUAUUUAAAUUUCUGAUUUUUCCAAGGGCAAACAAAAUUGGGAAUGCCUGCUAAUAACUUAUCAUGUAUCUGAAAGCACAGCAAAAAUUGUGCUUCUGACCAAUUGAGAAAAAAUGUUCACAUACUUGAAAUUGUAGGCAAAGGUUGUGAUAUACAUAGUAAAGAAACUUGUUGACAACUACCAAAAGUGCACCCUGCAAAACAUGAUAUUAAUAUUUCAGCUCAACAACAAAAGUGCUUGUUUUGUUUUGCCACUGGGCCUACUAAAGGUCUUCACAACCUGGGGGGCAAUUUCAUAGCGCUGCUUCAGCACAAAUCUGCAUCUAAGGACAACAAAAUUAUGCUUACCAAAUUAAGGUUACC